This is a messenger RNA of Pecten maximus, 1332 nucleotides long. Its product is annotated as STAGA complex 65 subunit gamma-like. Gene Ontology annotation, cellular component: SAGA complex. Bases 136 to 1332 code for a protein of 398 amino acids. NCBI's taxonomy places the organism in Eukaryota, Metazoa, Mollusca, Bivalvia, Pectinida, Pectinidae. The transcript is spliced from 10 exons. The record is from RefSeq and is a predicted model, not a curated record. Gene Ontology annotation, molecular function: protein heterodimerization activity; transcription coactivator activity.
CUUCACUGUAAACUUCCGGUUAAAUAACUGCUGUUGACUUGUGAGCCCGGCCGAGGUUGGCAGAGUCUAUUUUAGGUUUGCCUCUCAGAUGUUCGCUCCAGUUUAAGAUUACAUGUGAUAAAGUUAUAACCAAGAAUGACAUCCACAACUUAUUGGGGUGAACUGCCCAGUCUUCCUGACACAGAUUCAGGGAUUGCGGCCAUUGAGAGAGAGCAGAUGACGAAACCUCGUCCGAUGGAUGUGGAGGGCCCAAGACUUCACCAGCCUUCCAGUAGACAUCAUCCUCCCACAAAUGAUCCCCUGCCAAGUGAACAGUUUGAAAUGGACCCCAUCGUUUUACACACCAUCCGACUUGUUCAACAUGCCAAGAAACUCCGUCAACUCAUCUCCAGCGUCCAACAACAACAGGAAGCUGUUAAAAACGGAGAGAGUGAGAUAACAUACCCAGCUACCCCACCUAUCCCAGAAUUCACUGGCUCUCUGCCGAAACACAAGGUUCAGGGACCAGUGCCAUUCAUGCUAAAGGAAAUGGAGAGUGACUUUGUGAAGGGAAUUGGUGAACCACCCCCGGAGAUUGAUGAUCUUUCCUGUAGGAAACUUCUACGGAGAUCAGUAUCGGCCGUAUGUGCACACACUGGUUAUGACAGCACGAGUGAAUCAAUCAUGGAGACACUGACCGAUAUCACACAUGAGUAUUUUCAACAGCUGACCACUCACCUGCGGACUGCAGUGGACAACCGACUCCUACAUGGAUACAAUGGCUUCCCGGAUGUUGUGGAGGAGGUGUUCCAUCAGGUAGGAAUCGGUAGUGUGACCACACUCCAUGGCUUCUAUCAAAAUCACAUCAUCAACUACCAGAAAAAUAUGGAACAGACGUGCCAGCAACUUGUCACUGAGUAUGAGAAGAUGAAACUACCAACCAUGAUAAAGAUGGAGACUGUGCCGGUCAUAAGAAUAAAAGAAGAGCCAUGUUCAGAGAUUCAGUUUCCUGUUUUGGAUGAGAAUGAUGAGAUCAAUGAUGCGGAACAGUUACUACAAUUGGAAGGUCUGAGUGGAUUUGAGAUAACUGUUGAACAUGAAUCAACAAGUGGUCUUACAACAGAGAUGGAUUCCAAAUGGCAGAGUGUGAAAUCGGAAUCUGCCGAAGGAGGCACAAGCUCACGUCUGAGUUUUGAUGUGUUUGACGAGCCUGGGAGCGUGAAGCCACCUCGGACACCCGCCCAGCUGAGUGAGGGUGGUGACAGUAUAACAGACCCUGCCUCUAUACCAGGCUCCGACAUAAUGUCUCCCCCCUCCAUAACCUCACGACCAAGUAAACCAAAGAAAAGGUAA